Prunus armeniaca (apricot) is the source of this 1284-nucleotide messenger RNA. Lineage: Eukaryota; Viridiplantae; Streptophyta; Magnoliopsida; Rosales; Rosaceae. The record is from the annotation of a GenBank genome assembly.
AUGGUCUCCAAUGUCCAAGUGCAAAUUCAAUCCUACACCUUGACAAGUUCCUUUCGGCUCCUUGAAGUCCCAGGUUGUGAUUUAGUCUUAGGUGCUGAAUGGUUGGACUCUUUGGGUUUCAUUGGCUGGCACUUUCGCCACAAAACUAUGAUCUUUAUAGUGGAUGGUCACACCCACAAAUUACAGGGCCUUGUCCCAUUCACAGCCCCUUCAGCUUCCUCGUUUCCUCCUUCACCUACUUCCCUACCACCCCUUUCCGCCUUCCUCCUUCCUCUCACCUCCCACGCCAUGAACACUAUUUCCCAUCCACGCACUCUUCAAUUCUCCAUCUUCUCCAUUGUUAUCAGGACCUCUUCUUCCCACCCCAUGGCCUUCCCCUUUCUCGCUCCACUAAUCACCAUAUUCCCUUGCUUCCUAACACCACACCGUCCUUCAUUGGACACUCACAUCUUGCAUUUAGCCUCUGUUUUUGACAUCCUCAGGGAGAAUCAACUCAAGGUAAAACUGUCCAAAUGUUCCUUUGGCCAACCACAAGUGGAUUACUUGGGUCAUACCAUUUCUGCCCAAGGGGUCUCCGUUGACUCUAGCAAAAUUCAGUCCAUUAUCACUUGGCCUCUUCCGAAAACUCUUCGCGGCCUCCGUGGAUUUUUGGGUCUCGCAGGAUAUUAUCGAAAGUUUCUUUGCAAUUUCGGCUUGCUCUCCAAACCCCUCACAGAUAUGCUCAAGCCGGGUAAUUUUGCUUGGUCCCCGGAGUCCACCUCGACUUUCCAUCACCUGAAGGACACGCUCGCCUCCACUUCGGUGCUCGCACUCCCGAAUUUUGCAAAGCCUUUUGUGGUCGAAACGAACGCUUCCGGCGGUGGCAUUGGGGCAGUUCUCAGUCGAGAUAAACACCCCAUUGCGUUUGUUAGCAAGGCACUCUCAGGUCAACAUCUUGCCCUCUCCACAUAUGACAAAGAGAUGAUGGCCAUCGUUUUUGCUGUUCAGCAUUGGCGACCAUACUUGCUGGGCCGACGCUUUACAAUCCUCAUUGAUCAUCGUGCCAUCAAAUACUUUCUUGAGCAACGCAUCUCCACUCCACAGCAGCAGAAGUGGUUAGUCAAGCUCUUAGGGUAUAAUUAUACAGUGGCUUACCGAGCCAGGCAUUUUAACGUUGUUCUCGAUGCUCUGUCCCGAAGACAUGAAUUAUUACCCAUCAUGGGUCUUUCCACUCCGAUAUUCGAUUGCAUUCCCGAUAUACAGCAAUCAUAUCUCGCCGAUACUACAUCAGCCACUCUUCUCUGA